Molecule: messenger RNA, 1598 nt
Organism: Quercus lobata
Lineage: Eukaryota; Viridiplantae; Streptophyta; Magnoliopsida; Fagales; Fagaceae
Product: tRNA-splicing endonuclease subunit Sen2-1-like
Exons: 3
Coding region: 203-1102 (299 amino acids)
Biological process (GO): tRNA-type intron splice site recognition and cleavage; tRNA splicing, via endonucleolytic cleavage and ligation
Cellular component (GO): tRNA-intron endonuclease complex; cytoplasm
Molecular function (GO): tRNA-intron lyase activity; nucleic acid binding
Source: RefSeq, a predicted model, not a curated record
AUACCAAAUCAAAAUCCCGAAUCUGGAAACUAGAACGUGCAACGGCGUUAAGGCCUAAGGGAGAGAGAGGAGGAGGAGAGAUUAGUUGAGCCCUAGACCCGUCGUCCUCCUCCACGCAACGCCGCCUCCCUCUUCUGGCAACGGCGUCAUCGUCCACAGAAACCUCCGCCUCCCUUCUCUGGCCAAACCAUAUCAGCAUUAAAUGGAGCCCAGAUGGAAAGGGAAGGGCUUCAAAGCUAAAGCUCUUGCAGAGCCCAUGUCAAAGAUAGUAUCCCAGCUGCAGUCUUCGCUAAUUCAAUCAGAUGCUCAUGGAUUGCUUACUGGGUGUACUGUACUCAUAGCUGUAAAACCAGAGCAAACUGAUCUUCUUGACCGUGCAUGUUUUGGUAAACGCAUUGUUACAGCUGAAAAGGAUAAUGACUGGUUUCAGCUGGGUCUAGAAGAAGCCUUUUACCUAUGUUUUUCGUUAAAGUGUCUCAAGGUUGUAGGUGAUGAUAAGUGUCCAAAGAAUGAUGUAGAGCUAUGGCAGUGCAUGAUAUCCCGAAAACCGAAUUUCCCUGAUUUCUACAAGGCUUAUUCUCAUCUUCGGAUGAAGAAUUGGGUUGUCAAGUCAGGUUUGAAUUAUGGAGUGGAUUUUGUUGCCUACCGGCACCACCCGUCUCUGGUCCAUUCUGAAUAUGCUGUGCUUGUGUUAUCGGAAGGAGAGGAUGAGGGAAAUGGCCGGUUGAGGUUGUGGUCUGAUCUUCAUUGCACUACUCGAGUUAGUGGAAGUGUUGUGAAGACACUUUUGGUUCUUAGGAUCACUAAAAAUGGUAAUGAUGUUGCCUCUCCAUCAUGUUUGGAAAAAUACACUGUUGUAGAGCGAACUAUCAGAAAAUGGCAUCCAGAACAAUGCCGGGAAGAUAAUAUGACAGGGGAAAACAGAACCAAGCAACAAGAAGCUCUUGGAAAAGCAAGUUUAAAGACCAAAUUUACUCAAAAACAUGAUGUGAAAUUGAAGCCAGGCCUAGUUGGAAUUGAACGAGGUAUUGGUCUAGUUAGUAUUAGUCUUGUUUUUGCCUUGAUUUCCUUUAUAGUAAGCCGUUGGUUUUGGUCUAAUUAAGAUUUCUUGAAUUAUAAAGUAGAGGUUUUUAAACAUAUCACUCUAGACUUUGACUUGAGUGUAAAUUUAGUCAUUGGACCUUCAAUUUGAACCAUUAACCCCCUACAUUUUAGGUUUGCAACAAAUCAAAUAUUCCAUUAAUUUUAUCAUUAAAGGUUGAUGUAUGGUUUCUUCAUGUCAACAAUAUAUACUUUUUUAAAAUACCAUUAUGAAAAAGACUUUCUGAAAGAGAACCAAAUGCCCAUUGGAUUUCACCGCCCAAAGAUGUAAAAUGGAGCAAAUUGUUUCCAUUAUGGACAUUAAGGACUCAGCUGGGAAGAUGAUUUGCAUUAUUCGUGUUCAUUGGCCUGAAAAGAAGAUCUUGGGAUCUGCAAGUCAACAUAUAUAUCACAUACAUAGCGCAUAUUGUUGUUUGUUAUAUGAACAAUUUGUUAAGGUAUAUGCACAUUGUUAUGCAUAUUAUUGAAAUUAUAAUUGGUUUAUGAUUUUUAGUGUU